AAAACCGAGCGAGAGUUUAUAGCGUCAUCUUGCGGCCGUUUGUUCUCAUUGCCCCGUCCCUUGUGUCCAAGCGGUCAUUUGUUGCAACUGCAGGCAAGAUGGCGUCUCCCGUAAGGAUGCUGUGUUUCUCCGCGUUCAGACACUCCUGCCGGUGGUUCAGCACGACGCCGGGAGCUCAAGGGGGAGGAAAGUGGAGGAAAGAACACGGACUUGCACGCAGUGGCAGCGAAUAUGGACCUCUAACAGAUCUACCCGAUUGGUCUUUUGCAGAUGGCAGGGCAGCACCGCCCAUGAAGGGCAUGUUGAGGAGAAGGGGAGAGAGGGAAGAAAUGGCAAGGCGCAUCGUGAUGCUCAGUUCCGAGAUGGAUCGAGGGAUCGAGUCGUGGCUGGAAAGGGAAGAAGAAGCGGAAAGAAUUGAGGAGCGCCGAAAGUCUCUGCUGCUGAAGCCUAAAGGGAAGCUUCUAAAGAAGAAGGAUGCUCACAGUUAGGAAGAGCCUAUCGUGGAGUUAAAUGAAUGCAGACACUCGUUUGAUGGACCGACAACUUUUGGCUCUACCCGAGCCCCGCGGCAUCGUCAAAGCAGUCCAUAGUCAAUCAAUCGUGAGUUGUCGUGGCAUUCUGAACACCUCACAUUGCACCAGAUGCCAGAGUGCUGAUUUUUGCAGUCAGCUCAGCAGUGUGGAAUGGGAUGCAAUGGGAAUUGUUUUCUCCAAAGAGGUAAGCCCGCCACCAAUGCUGCUGCUGCUGCUUGUGCUGAGCUGUCGAGUAGAGUGGGAAGCCCACUAGCCCCCCCCCCCUCCCUCUCUUUAUUCUCCCCCGCCUUGUUUUGCUUUUGAGGAAAUGAGAAGCAGAUGUUUGGCUUUUGUGUUUGCUCGAAGGCCGAUGAGCGAGCGGACAACACAGGAAGCACGUGACAGUGUGUGUUCAUAUUAAAGUGGAAGUAUUCACAGCGCUCAACUUUGACCUCAUUGUGUCGGCUGAAACAAAUUCAUUUUGGAAUACUUUCCAGAUACAAUGUGGGUCAGAGCGCUUAGGAGGCCGUCUUUUUUUUUUUUACCAGAUGUUUUCCAGAGUGGGAAAACCGAGCUCAGGGGUGCCAGCCACUAUGUAGGUCACCGAACCAAAAAAAAAGAAGAAUCCAGGUUGAAUUGCAAGUAGGCGCUUCCCACCAAGGCACGCAGACGCCAGACUGAGAAACAGUGUGUCAGCACAAAAUAAAAACACGAAAUGUCCGACUCAUCAGUAUUCUCCUCAGCGGGGAGAGCAGAUGCCAAAGAAUAAAAAGGCACAUGGACAAGCUCGUUGGCUUUUAUUGAUACACUCAUUAUAAAUAUCAGUAUGGUCAUUCCGAAUCACUUUUGAUUUUGCUUUGAAGAAACUCAGCCCCAUGUGUUCAUCAAUAGCAUGGAUGAUCACCAGCUAAUGUCUGGGGAAAAGGUUUGCACUAACAAUCAGCAAAGCCAGAUUGUUGCUUACUUGCUCCAUCAUUGUCACGCUGCGCCUCUGUCCAGCAGGACUCGUAAUUGACAAUGAACACACGCAAACCAAAUAGCCAACGAUGACAACGUACGUACGUACUUGGAAGAAAAAUAAUAACACCAAUGCAGCGAGCCAUCAUUUACAAGGAAGAAGAAAAAUUAGAAAUGCCUUAAUACUGAUUGCACCGUAUUGUUGUCUGCUGAUCCCCGUCCCGUCUCUGUGCAGAGACGGAGAGAACCAAAUUGUCGGACCGACCCGACUCGUCCCACCUUAACUUGUGCGGAAAGAGAAAAACAACAACAACGCAAAAUGUGGAAAAGAUGCAUCCCUGCGGUUAUCUGCAAUGUCUUUGGCAACUGUGGCGUGGAUUUGGAUGGCUUGCAAUCAAACUGCAGUUGGGCCAAACUCGUCCACUAAGCAAACACUACUCCCAAACAAGUCAGGAUCAAGUGAAAAGGCACCUUUGGAGGCGGACCUAAUUGGACUUUGCGGAUAGCUGCCUUGGCUUCCGAGCCGCCGGGUGAUCCACGCAUUUGUUUGUUAGCGAGCUACCGAUUAAACCCGAACGAAGCUCGGCGGCCGCUUCCCUCUCGCAGCGACGUCUGUUUCAAACCUGCCACGUGUCGAGUCGAAACAACUUGACUUAUUGUGCAUUCAUCAACUCCAAAUCCCAAACUUUUUGGGAGUAGUGUAUCU
Molecule: messenger RNA, 2175 nt
Organism: Syngnathus typhle (broad-nosed pipefish)
Lineage: Eukaryota; Metazoa; Chordata; Actinopteri; Syngnathiformes; Syngnathidae
Gene: mrpl52
Product: mitochondrial ribosomal protein L52
Exons: 6
Coding region: 99-488 (129 amino acids)
Biological process (GO): mitochondrial translation
Cellular component (GO): mitochondrial large ribosomal subunit
Molecular function (GO): structural constituent of ribosome
Source: RefSeq, a predicted model, not a curated record